AUGACAUUUAGUAUUGAAUACAAUCGCAUGGCUUUAAUCGCCGCUGUAUUCACUCUAUGUCUGGCCUCUAGCUAUGGCUAUGCGUUCGGUGGACGACAACAAUGCGGUCGAUCGAUGGCCUCCACACGUAUAGUCGGCGGACAGGCAGCUCAAUGGCUGGCCUGGCCGUGGAUGGGGUUCAUUGAAUACAACAUGACUCACCCGACCAAGGGCCUUUAUAUCGGUAUAUGCAGCGGAUCGUUGAUCAGUGACCAAUGGGUGCUGACCGCCGCCCACUGUACCGAAAAAAUUAUGGACGGUUAUAAGAUAAUUGGCAUCAAUGUUACAUUUGGCGAUUAUGAUUUCCGAAUUACCGAGGGCACUGAAGUUACCCGAUUUGUUAACCAGUACUACCUCGAUAGUUUCAAUGGCACCAGCUUUAAAAACGAUCUGGCUCUAUACAAACUGACCGAGCCGCUUGAUCUACAAGGCCAACACAGUUACCUUCAGCCUAUAUGUAUGCCACCACGUACUUUAAAUUUAGCACCUGGCACAAUGGUCGAGGCCACCGGUUGGGGCUAUACGUCGGACACGAGUGGACCGCCGGACACUCUAAACCAGAUAGCGUUGCCAGUAGUCAAUAACCCGGUGUGUAAGCGCAGGUGGGACUACCUGUUCGAUGCCAGCGGCCAGUUGUGUGCCGGCUAUCAAGAGGCUGGUCAUAAUAUUUGCCAUGGUGAUAGUGGUGGACCGUUGAAUUAUCAACUUGCCAAUGGUGCCUGGGUGGUUUAUGGUCUAACCUCGUUCACAAGCGGUGAUGGUUGCGCCACCUAUGAUAGUCCCAGUGUGUUCACCAAGGUUGCUCCGUAUAUAUCGUGGAUUGAACGUGUGACCGGGCUCAAAUUUAAUUAA
This is a messenger RNA of Medioppia subpectinata, 891 nucleotides long. NCBI's taxonomy places the organism in Eukaryota, Metazoa, Arthropoda, Arachnida, Sarcoptiformes, Oppiidae. The record is from the annotation of a GenBank genome assembly.